UGUUAAGAGGCAGGGCAGGACAGGGGAAGUGGGGAGGGGCAUGGGCUGCCUGAGAGAGUCUUGUCUUUAAGGAAGGUCCCAUACGGAGCCAGAUGGCGUUUAAUGAUUGCUUUAGUUUGAACUAUCCUGGCAAUCCUCAGCCAGGGGACUUGAUUGAAGUGUUUCGUCCUGGCUACCAGCACUGGGCACUGUACUUGGGUGAUGGGUAUGUGAUCAACAUAGCACCUCUAGAGGAUGGCAUUUCCACAUCAUUUACAAGCGCCAAGUCUAUAUUCAGCACAAAGGCCCUGGUGAAGAUGCAGCUUUUGAAGGAUGUAGUGGGAAAUGACACAUACAGAAUAAACAAUAAGUACGAUGACACAUACGCCCCUCUCCCCGUGGAAGAGGUCAUGCAACGGUCAGAGUUUGUUAUUGGACAGGAAGUGGAAUAUGACAUAUUUGUCAACAACUGUGAGCAUUUUGUGACUUUGCUCCGCUAUGGAGCAGGAGUUUCAGAGCAGGCCAACCGAGCAAUCAGUACCAUUGGGUUUGUGACAGCUGCUGCUGGUGCCUUCUCGUUCCUGGGCUUGUUUCCAAAAAGACUAAGAGCAAAAUACUAUUAAUUUACUGAAGAGAUAUUGGAGCUGAAGGAAUUUGUGAGGAGGGGAAAAAAAAAAAAAAAACCCUGGGAUGAAUACUUAUUUUCAAUGCAUCAUCAUUGUUCCAAAUUCCACUGAUGGAUGGCAGGCUCUUUAAUAAAUUGCUUACUGGUAUUAUC
Phacochoerus africanus (Common warthog) is the source of this 757-nucleotide messenger RNA. It is a transcript of the gene PLAAT1, whose product is annotated as phospholipase A and acyltransferase 1. The record is from RefSeq and is a predicted model, not a curated record. Gene Ontology annotation, molecular function: glycerophospholipid phospholipase A1 activity; A2-type glycerophospholipase activity. Bases 93 to 602 code for a protein of 169 amino acids. The transcript is spliced from 4 exons. Lineage: Eukaryota; Metazoa; Chordata; Mammalia; Artiodactyla; Suidae. Gene Ontology annotation, cellular component: cytoplasm. Gene Ontology annotation, biological process: N-acylphosphatidylethanolamine metabolic process.